Prunus armeniaca (apricot) is the source of this 312-nucleotide messenger RNA. The record is from the annotation of a GenBank genome assembly. NCBI's taxonomy places the organism in Eukaryota, Viridiplantae, Streptophyta, Magnoliopsida, Rosales, Rosaceae.
AUGAAGAGAACCAAGGUCGCCGUCGUGGCCCGAAUAUGGACAAACAUAGGCAUUCUCAGGUGUGAUGUUGUUAGGAUUUUGGGACUUCUUCCAGAGCAAAAGCUUACAACUGUUAUAAGAAUGUUGGCGUAUGCUUCAUCUGCUGAUCAGAUUGAUGAGAUUGCUCGAAUGGGGAAGUCCACUACAUUGGAGGCCUUAAUAAGAUUUUAUGAUGCAGUCGAAACUCUGUACACUAGGGACUACCUGCGCAGACCUACACCCAAGGACCUCCAACGGCUUCUACAAAAAGCCAAAGCUCGAGGAUUUCCAUGA